Molecule: messenger RNA, 852 nt
Organism: Trichomonas vaginalis G3
Lineage: Eukaryota; Parabasalia; Trichomonadida; Trichomonadidae
Exons: 1
Coding region: 1-852 (283 amino acids)
Molecular function (GO): protein binding
Source: RefSeq, a predicted model, not a curated record
AUGGAAGAGAUAGUCCUUGAUAAAAUGGGAAUAACCUCUAUUGAACCUGAUCAAUUAAAACUAUUUCCAAAUUUACAAGUGUUGUAUAUAACCAAUAAUAAACUCGAAAUCCUGAAUAAUUUAGAACCAUGCAUUAGGUUGCUUGUUAUUGAUGCAAGAAAUAAUUUAUUAAGCGAAAUUGACCUUAGGAAGCAGACUUUUUUAAACGCGUUAUACUUGGCCAACAACAAAUUUGAAUCUAUUGAAAAUUUCCUAAAGCAAACAGCAAAUUUACGUAACCUUCAGAUUUUAGAUUUGCGUGGGAAUGAAAUCACUCAGAAUAAAGGAUACCGCCAAGCAAUCAUUGAAAAAUUUCCAAGUUUAGAGAUACUAGAUGGUUUAGAAGUUACAAAAGCAGAGAGAAAGAAGAUAACAAUAUCAAGAACGUUACCAAACCAGAAAAAGCCCUUAUCUAUGCUAGACUUCCUCAAAUCACUUCCUCUUUCUGAUGCUGAUUCCAGAGUAUUGCGUCGCGCUGACCAAAUUAGAGCUGCCACUCAAUUACGUUUACAGAAGGAAGAAGAAGAGAGACAGAAGAUAGAACGUGAGCAAAAAGAACGCUUUGAAGCAUUCGCAAACAUAAAAAGAGCGCCUCUCCCUGAUUGUGUUGGCUUUAAACGGGAAGAAGUUAUAAUUCAUAAAAACACAAGCGAAACCGUUAGAAGAAGAUCGCGAUCUAGAAUGUUUAUAAAGGCGUCUACAUUCCCUGAAUCAGCGAAAGACGAAGGAACUUCGUUCUUCGAAAUGAUGAAUCCAACCUUGCCAAAAAUCCCAACAAGAAGGUACAAUGAAGCGGUUAUAUUUGCAAAAUAA